AGAUGUCGCUUAUUGCAAGUUUGGAAGCGGCCAGCAUCAGCUGUCGCCUGUGUGGGACCGGAGUGCGCUCACAGGCUGGAGGUGGUGGCGGGCAAGCGCCGAUCUUUGCCGAGUGCAGCCGACAACAUCCGGAAGUGUAAUGUUCAACACCUUAAAGCAAACGGCGGCGAGCUCUCUGACACACGAGCUCUGUAGUGGUUAGUUAGAAAUCUGAUCAUUCGUUGUACUUCUCCCAUCAGUCACUAUGUCUGUUUUGUGUUAUAAUAAGGGAUGUGGACAACGAUUUGAUCCAGAAAAUAACCCAGCCGAUGGCUGCACCUAUCAUCCAGGAGUCCCAGUAUUCCACGAUGCCUUGAAGGGAUGGUCUUGCUGCAAGAGAAGAACUACUGACUUCUCAGACUUCCUCAGCAUUGUUGGCUGUACAAAAGGUCCCCACAACAAAGAGAAGCCCCCUGAGCCGGUGAAACCAGAUGUGACAUCUUCAGGAGAAAAGAAGGAGUUAGAGGACCAAAAGCCAAAGUUUAAUGAGUACAUCAUCUCUGCACCGAAACCUCAGGAGGCGAUAUGCAGACCAAGUCCUGAUGAGCCAGCGGUGAGAUUGCAGCAUAAAGUCUCUGCAUCUCUGAAGCAGGCACUGGAGAAACUUAAACUAACUGAAAAUGCUGAAGAGACAAAAGAGGAAGAAAGUGACGAGAUCAAAAUUGGAACGUCCUGUAAAAACGGAGGCUGUACUAAAAGUUUUGAAGGACCUGCAAGUGAUUCGGAUGUGUGCCUAUACCAUGCUGGAUUUCCCAUCUUUCACGAAGGGAUGAAAUACUGGAGCUGCUGUAAAAGGAAAACCUCAGACUUUAAUACCUUCCUCUCUCAAGAGGGCUGUACAAAGGGAACACAUCUAUGGAGGAAAAAAGAUGCGGGUAAGAAGGUGGUCCCGUGUCGGUUUGACUGGCACCAGACUGGGACGCAGGUCAUCAUUUCUAUCUAUGCCAAGAAUGCAGUCCCAGAGCUAAGCUAUGUGGAUGCCAACAGCACUACGCUCGACAUACACAUUAUAUUUGAUGGAGAGAAGGAAUUUGAGCAGAAAAUCAGCCUUUGGGGAGUGAUAGACGUGAGUAAAAGUUUGGUGAACAUGAUGGCGGCCAAGAUCGAGGUAGCCAUGAAGAAGUCCGAGGCGAUGUCCUGGGCCCGUCUGGACCUUCCUCCUCCUCCUGCUCCACCCAAGGAGAGCGAGAAGCAAAAAUCUGACAGUGAGGACGAGGAUGAAGAUGAAGAUGACUGAUAAGAUUGAAAAUAAAGACAUUGAUUUAAAAACUGAGUUUCAGCAGGCUUCCAGUCAAGUCCCAGCUAAAUUGCACUGAAGUCCCUGGAAAAUUACAUCAUGCCUUAAAAUAAGUUGUCAGUUUUAAUUCUGCUCACUUUCACACCCAUGCAGACCCAUGUCACACUAAUGGACCGUGGCUGUGACCAGAUCUCAUAUUUUCAGGAAUAAAAUCAUUUUUGUUUUUCAUAAAUUCAAUACAUCAGACCAAAAAGCUGCCCCGGAUUGUCUUGAUUUGUCCGCUUACAUCAAUAUGUUAUCCAAACUUGUGUUUUAUGAAAUGUAUUCUGAAUCAAUUGUGAGACGAGAACUAUCACAGCUGAAUUAUCUUGAGAUAUACUUUGGAGAUGCACUCUAACUAUCCAUACUUUUCUCAGUAAAAAUUGUAAAUUUGCUCCAAAUUAUGUUUUUUACUUCACUACACUCAAUGUAAAUUUUGUACAAGUUUUGCUUUCAGAUACUGUAUUUAUCUUAUUUCUUGUCAAAACAAAGUAGUCUGGUUUUAAUGAGGAUGUACUGUAAUGCCAAUUAAAUACAAAGUAUUUUAAGCAAAAUAUUGUAUCAUAAAAUGCUAUGCUAGAAAGCAUGUGUCUAGGCUUAGAUUGUAUGAAGUGUUAUUUGGCAAAAGGAGAAGCAAUGGAAAAGUAAAGUUCUAGGAAAGGGAACCAGUUUGUCUGACCAAAAAAUAAAUAAACUUCUGAGAUUAAAUUUUAAAA
Molecule: messenger RNA, 2031 nt
Organism: Pundamilia nyererei
Lineage: Eukaryota; Metazoa; Chordata; Actinopteri; Cichliformes; Cichlidae
Gene: chordc1b
Product: cysteine and histidine-rich domain (CHORD) containing 1b
Exons: 12
Coding region: 245-1276 (343 amino acids)
Source: RefSeq, a predicted model, not a curated record